Molecule: messenger RNA, 8569 nt
Organism: Photinus pyralis (common eastern firefly)
Lineage: Eukaryota; Metazoa; Arthropoda; Insecta; Coleoptera; Lampyridae
Gene: brp
Product: myosin-10
Exons: 16
Coding region: 263-6562 (2099 amino acids)
Biological process (GO): neuromuscular synaptic transmission; regulation of synaptic plasticity; maintenance of presynaptic active zone structure
Cellular component (GO): cytoskeleton of presynaptic active zone
Molecular function (GO): structural constituent of presynaptic active zone
Source: RefSeq, a predicted model, not a curated record
UUCGCGCGAGUGGUAAUUGUAGCGAUCUCGUUUGUCUUGCGCCAGUAGUUGGAGAAUUAAAUAAGAAAACGUAAAAUUUUUAGAUGUGGCGACUGUAACCCUUCUAAAUGUAUAUUCCAUUAUUGCGGGGGUGGUGUAGGUGUCGCGUGCGGAAGGGUGCGCACGCAUUUCUACGCUACACCCGUUCAUUGAUCAGUGGCCCACGGCAAGGAUAGUGCGAGUGCGGCUGACAUCUUCGGUGCUGUGCGUGAAAUGACAUGAGAUGUCCCGAGACGCGUACGUGGGGGGCAGCCGGUCCCCGGGACGGGGCGUAAGAUUGCCCACCGUGGACCGGUCCCCCAGCCGCAUCGCGUACCCCGGUGGCAGCCCUGUAGGUCGCAAACCACUGCGACAAACGCGCUCCGGAAACAAUUCACCCACAGAUCACGGGGUUUCCGGAUAUCAUCAUUCGCCGUAUUACAGAGGCGACGACGAACUUCCUAGUCCGAUGCUGGAAGAACGGGGUAGACCGCUGGCAGUGGGGCCUAGUCACCAUCGGUCACGUAGUGCUACCAGGCCAACUAAUCCCAUGUCCGUACGUUACCAAUCACUUGAUCGUGGCCCUCCCGUUGUCGAUCAUGAACGCGAAUUUCUACCCAUACGUGACCGUAGAGACCGAUCGCUCGAACGCGGCCUCUACUUCGACGAAGAGCUGCCACCCUACGGAUGGUCCACCAGGUCGGCCAGACAAUCGCCAACGUCUCACCAACCCUUCAUUGGCGAACUGCAGAGCCAGAAUUCAGAUUUACAGCGGGAGCUCGGUAACCUAAAGAAGGAGCUUGAUUUGACCAACCAAAAGUUGGGGUCCUCCAUGCAUUCAAUUAAGACCUUUUGGAGUCCCGAGCUGAAGAAAGAGCGCGCGUUGCGCAAAGAAGAAUCCGCCAAGUACAGUCUCAUCAAUGAUCAACUGAAACUGCUCAGCAGCGAAAAUCAGAAACAAGCUAUGCUGGUACGACAGCUGGAAGAGGAAUUAAGAAUGAGAAUGCGUGGUCCUAGCAUCGAGAUACAGCAGCAAAUGGAGGCCCUUUAUCAAGAGAACGAGCAUUUGACUAGAGAGAUCGCCAUCCUGAGAGACACAAUUAAGGAAUUGGAGUUGCGCAUAGAGACCCAGAAGCAAACCUUGCAAGCGCGGGAUGAGAGUAUUAAAAAGCUGCUGGAAAUGUUACAGAACAAGGGAAUGGGUAAAGAGGAGGAGCGCCAAAUGUUCCAGCAGAUGCAGGCGAUGGCUCAGAAACAGCUGGACGAGUUCCGCAUGGAGAUCCAACGUCGCGACCAGGAGAUCCUUGCCAUGAGUGCCAAAAUGAAGACCUUAGAGGAACAACACCAGGACUACCAGAGACACAUAGCAGUUCUGAAGGAAUCGCUCUGCGCCAAAGAGGAACAUUACAACAUGCUUCAAGGCGACGUCGAGGAGUUACGGCAAAGGUUGGAGGAGAAAAAUCGGUUAAUCGAAAAGAAGACGCAGCAGGCCCAGCAAGAACGAAGUCGUGGUACGGCUGAGUUGACCGAAAUGCGUGAGCAUAUGGAUAUCAAGGAUAGAAAAAUUAACGUUUUACAACGAAAGAUUGAAAAUUUGGAAGAUCUUCUAAAGGAAAAGGAUAAUCAGGUAGAUAUGGCUCGCGCACGUUUGCAAGCUAUGCAAGCACACCACUGCUCCUCUGAGGGUGCGCUUUCUUCUUUAGAAGAGGCGAUCGGCGAUAAAGAAAAGCAAAUGAGUCAGUUAAGAGACCAACGCGAUCGCGCUGAGCAUGAAAAGCACGAAGAGCGGGAAUUGCAUGAACGAGAAUUAGCAGAGUAUAAAAUGAAGAUACAUGCGCUUGAAAGUGAGGUAGAGAAACUAAGCGUUAGACUAGAUAGAGCAAAUUCAGAUAGAGAUAGAUUAGAAACCAAGUUAGAGAGUUCCCAAUCAGAACUUGGAAAAUCAAAAGCCGAGUUAGAUAAAGCCGCCAUCGAAGUAGGUCGUAGCGGCGCCGAUUGGGAACAAGCUAAGCAGAGGUUAGCCAGACUAGAAUUAGAAAACGAAAGGCUGAGGUAUGAUUUAGAACGUUCGCAAACCAGCUUUGGAAGAACGGCCAUCACGUCUUCCCAAGAAAUGGACAGAUUUCAAGAUAGAGCUGACAAGUCUGCUUCGGAAUUGAGAAGAUGCCAAGCAGAACUAAGAGUCACACAAGCUGACUGCGAACGCGCUAGAAAUGAAUCUACAGCUUUACAAGAAAAAUUGGAAAAAUCGCAGGGGGAAGUAUAUCGUCUCAAGGCUCGUUUGGAAAAUUCGCAUCAAGAACAAGACAAUCUCAGAGAGGAAUUGGAGCGAUCGCAAGGGGCAACAUCCAGACUUCACGCAGACAAAGAGAGAGCUAUGGCCGACUUAGAGAAGUCGCGGGAAGAGCUGGAACGAUCGCAAGCGACCUUAGGAAAAGCACAGUUACAAUUGGACAAAGUACAAAACGCUCUAGACAAAGCUCAAACGGACAUCGACAAACUUCAGGAGAAAUUGGACAAAUCUUCGGGAGAGAUGCGCAGGAUGCAACUGGAAAGAGAAAAACUAGGGUACGAUUUCGAGAAUGUCCAAUCGCAAUUGGACAAGGCCUUGGGACAAGCUGCUCGGACCCAGAAAGAACGCGAUACAUUGCAAUUAGAAGCAGAUCGACUUCGAGAUAAAUACGAAAAAUCACAGUUGGUAGUGUCUCGACUACAAAAAGAGAAAGACUCCUUGGAAGAAGAGGCAAUAAAAUUAUCGGAGCGUUUAGAAUUACAAAUUUCCCAAAUUACUAAAGCUCAGCGUGAAAAGGCGGACGUACAGUCUGAAUUAGACGUGUUCAAGGAAAGAUGGGACAAAACAUAUGUACUUCAGCAAAAACUUCAAAUGGAACGGGACGACGCAACACGAGAAAUUGAAGUUGUCAAAGAAAAAUUGGAUAAGGCCAUGUACUCAGCGCAGAAAGCAAUGGACGAGAGGGACGUUAUAAAUAAAGAAUUGGAAAAAAUAAUUGAAAAAUACGACAGGUCACAAAAUGAAAUUUAUCGACUUCAGAGUAAGUUGGAUGUAGUCCAAGCGGAUAAAGAUAGAUUGGAGUUGGACAUCGAAAAGCAACAGAUUGUAGCGACAAAAGGUAGAGAGGAUCAACGUAAAUUACAGGACGAAUUGCAAAGACUUCAAGAAAUGUACGAUCGUACGGCGUUGCAGUUGGGACGGUCAAAGGAAUUGGAGGAAAAGUCUAAAGAGGAACUGGAACGUAUUAGUCUCGAAGUUGAAAUGAUCCGAGAGAGAUACGAUAAGUCACAAAUUGAAAUUAGACGUUUACAAACCGAUAAAGAUAAGUUCCAAUCGGAAAACGAACGUUUGCAGUAUGAGGUCGAACGCGCUCAUGCACAAUCUGCCAAAAUGCAGACUACUCACGAGAAGGAUCAAGAGGAAAUCGCGCGACUUCAGGUCGAAGCUGAAAAGGCAUUUGAUAAACACGAUAAAUUACAGUUGGAGUUCAGAAAGAUCGUUGCGGAGUACGAUGCGCUAAGAGAGCCAGGUCCUGGGCGCUACUCGAAAUACGAGAGAGACGACCGCUCAAAGGAAGACAAUGAGAGACUUCGAGCGGAAGUUGAGAGAUUAAGAGAGAGGUUAGAUAAAACGUUAACUGAAUUAGAUCGGUCUAGGAAAGAUUUGGCGCUCGCUGAAACGUCACGGGGUAAAUACCAGUUCGAUCAGGAGCGUGACCGCGAACGUUCCGUUGAAACUGAAAGACUAAGAGAUGAACUCCAAAAAGCGCACAACAAUAAUCAGCAAUUGGAAACGAAACUGCACGAGGUAAGCAUGCAACUAGAGCUUGCUAGAGCAGAUCUCGCGAAGUCCUCAAGUAAUCAGGAGAAACAGAGACACGAGAUGGAAAGGGCCGUAAUUGAAUGCGAGAAACUAAAAGAUCGCUUUGAAAAGCUCAAGAUUCAGGCCGAGAAACUUGAGAAGGAGAACGAAAAGUUGAAAUUGGAACUGGCGCAAGCGGAACGUAAGCAAACUUUGGCAGGCGAUAAGGUUCGAACCGAGGAACGUCUAGAAAUUGAGAGGCUGAAAGAAAAAUUAGAGAAAGCGAUACAGUCCAGGGACGCAACUGAAAUGGAAGCUGGACGGCUCGCGAAGGAAUUGGAAAAAUCGCAAAUGCAUUUGGCGAAAGCUUUAGAAACUAACGAAGCCACGAAGAUUGAAUUUGAAAGGAUGGCGACUGAGCUGGCGAGAAUGCACGAACGUAUAGAAAGGGAGAAAAUGGAAUGGAAAACGUUGGAGCAAGAGCGUGAUGUCUUGCGUGCGGAGCUGCAACAGAUUCGUAGCGGUAUUGACACGCAACGUAGAGCGGUGGAUCAUCGUGCGCAGGAAACUAUUGUGAAGUUACAACAAGAAUUAGCGCAAGCUUCUAGAGAACGCGAAAAAAUGUCGUCGCUCUUAGACAAACAGGGCCGCCAAGGGGAAUCCAUUGAAAAACAGAUUGUGAAGUACGAAGCGGACAUAAAGCAAUUGACUAUGGAAAGAGACCAGUUAGUGACGCAACUAGAAAAGUCCCAAGAUAUGUUAAUGAACUUCCAACAAGAACUUAAUCAAAGCGAGGCGGAAUUGGAACGUCAAAAAACGGAGGUGAAUCGCCUGAAGACCGAGCAAAAGAAGGUAACCCAAGAUGUGGAAAGAGGAACGAAAGAAAUGCUGGACAAUCGCGAUAGGGAAAUUAACAAGCUACAGCAGCAGAUGGCGGCCGUUCAAAAAGAAAGGGAUACUCACCGACAGCGCGCCGAGAAAGCAGAGAAGCGUCUGCAAGAAACGGGUGCUCGUGGUGACUCAGAGCUGGAACAGUGGCGUAAAGUUGUAGAAACCGAAACGGCCCGGGCAGAUCAGGCGGAAAAAACUGCGCAGGAUUACCAGAAACGAAUUCAAGCGAUGGAAAAGCAGAUGCAACAACAACUACAACAGAUGGCCCAAUACCAAAAAGCUGCGGGUAUACGACCACCGAGUGAAGAUGAUAAGGAACUGGUACGAUUAAGGAAAGAUUUAGAAAAAGCGCAUGGUGAUCUUAAAAACAGUGCGACCGAAAAAGAACGCUUACAGUCACAACUUGAAAUGCUAGUUCAAGAGUUGGAGAAGAAUCAGUUUGAUCUUCUUGAAGCAACGAAGAAACAACAAAAUGUACCUGCACAAAACGCUACGGAAGACUUUAGUGUACAGAAGAAACAAAUAGAAGAGCAGAGAAAGCACAUAGAAGAACAAAGGAAGCACAUAGAGGAACAAAGUAGAAGAGUUGACGAACAACGAAAAACUGUAGAAAAUAAACAUAAACACGUAGAUGAAAAAGAAAAACAAUUAGCGGAGUUAGAUAAACAAUUGAAAAAACGAAAAGAACAAAUGGACCAAUUAGAGGCUUCAUUGCAAAAGGCUGGAGGUAAUGUCGCUGUGGCAGGAGAACUCAAUAAGAAGCUAGUGGAAGCGGAGAAAAAAUUAGAAAAGGCCCAAGAGGAAUCGCAGCGGUCAGCAACCGAAAUGGAGAGGUUACUUCAAUUAGUUCAGAUGAGUCAAGAGGAACAAAACACCAAAGAACGGCAAAUUGUCGAACUUCAACAGGCUUUAAGAAACGCUCAGGCAAAAUUGAAAUCUCAACAGGCCGCAGCACAGAAAGAAGAGAACGCGACUGCAAAUUCCGAAUGUGACGAGUUGUUACAAAAAGGUGACAUUGAAUGUACGGGUAAUACGGAAAGAGAAGACUACAUCAGGGACCUGGAGAAAACUGUUACGUCAUACGAAAAUCUACUCAGAGAUAAUCGAUAUGAAAUUCAAGAACUUGAAACGGCGUUGGAAUUGAAAAACAAGAAACUUUUGGAUAUGGAAAAUAUUCACAAUCUACAGCUGGUAGAAGCGAAAUUUGAAGAAAGAAGAGGAGAACUAAUACAAUUGGAAAAUCGCCUCGUUUCGGAUAAUGAAAGUAUAGUCUGCGCCGAGGAAAUCAAUAACUUACGGAAGUGUCUUUCAACGAAAGAGAGUAGGGUGAAUGAAUUAGAACAUGCAUUGAGGGAGAGCAUUAAAAUUGCAACCGAACGCGAACGUGUUUUACAUCAAGAGGAAGUAAAACGAAAGCAGAUCAUUGAGAAGCGUUUAAAGGUUUCAAAAUUGGAACAAAGGCUGUUGUCUUUGCAAAGUGCACAAGCGAUGCGAUGUCAUACUUGUAAACCGUUCAUUGCGAGAAUGAAUUCCUUAGAAUUGCGACUUUCUCAACUUGUAACUGAAAGGAAAGAUCAUCUCCAAGAAUUGGCCCAUAUGAAGAGGGAGGCACUCGAGGCUGCUAUUAGUGAAAAAGACGCACACUUAGCACUUUUAGAAAUGUCCGGUAUACGCAGCGUACGUCAGGCCGAUGAGGCCGAUCGCCUACGAAAUGACAAGAGACGUUUGGUAGAAAGGUUAAAACAGGAGGACGAACUCAGCGUCUCUUUACAGGAGGACAGUGUCGAUGAUCUUUCGUUUGAGACCGUUGAAACCUUCAAUGGCCAACAAGUAACUUAAAAUAAAAUGUGAUCCGUGUCCUGGUGUUAUACUCAAUUUGAUCUCAGCAAUAAUUGUUGCGGCUGAACCGUCUUCAGCUGAAUAAUAAACAUUUUAAUGAAAACGCACUGCCCAGAUAAACUAUUAUUAAAAAAAAUGAUAUAUGCAUGUUUGACUUUUAGCAAAUUAUCCAUGUUAUUUAUAAUAUGACAAUAAUCAAUGAUAUGGGGCAUCGUUGUUUUUCACUUCGUUAUAAGGUUGUGAAAAAAUAUAGUUCGUUUAUAUUUCGAAGGGAGGAGAAAAUAUCUGCGAACAAUAAUUGUAUUCUUUAACCAGUGUGUUAGUUAUUUCUCAUUGUGUAUAUGAGUUCAUCAAAUAUGGCCAUUUGCGAAGCUCCUCACUGCGAUCAUCAUCGUCUUCUAAAAAUAAGCUUGUGUAUAAUAUGUAUAAUUAGCAUAACCACUUACGGUCUGUACAGCAACGUAAUUAUGGUGUGUACUUGUGAAAUAGCCUGUUAUUCAUUUUUGUAUAAAAGCAUGUAGUUACGAGGAACAGUCAAAAAUUACUUAAUUAAAUGUGCAAGACACUUUGUCAAUUCAAGUCAGAUUACUACAAUGACACGAAUCGUUUUGACUGCACCUCGUAUGAAGUACAAAAGAUAUUUUAAUAAGUAUCGCAAUUACAAUAUAUACCUGGAUGUGUAUCAUCUAAAAGCGUUCACGAUAACUUCAAAUGCCUUGUAUAUGAAUUGUACAUUCGUUAUCAUAUCAUAGGCCGAGCAACACUGCCAUCUCGUGCCAUUACCGUGUCUGGAAAAAUCGUGUAUUAUAAAUUUUUAACAAAAUGCACGUCCAGCCAGCGCCUGUGCCGCCGGUGUCUGUCGUACUUCAUUAACUAAUUGUGUAGCCUAAGAGACCAAGUGCAUCAUUGCACAUUCUUCAUGCGCUCCUAGUUCUAUUCUUUAUAUCUAAAUCUUCCUUUUUAUCGCUUUAGCAUAACUGGUUGGACGUAGAAAGGGCGUUGGUGUAAACAAGAAAAGGUUUUUUGAAGUUCCUAAGACAUGAGCAAAUCUUUCCAAAUUACGAGCGUUUGGUUUACAGAAGAUGAAAUUUUCUUUUCCAAGUUAAAUACCUAAAUACCAGCGCCCCAACCUUGUUACGCGGAUUUCACUAUAUUUAAAAGAAAUUAUUGAUCAGUGUUAAAAUAUAGUAUGGCAAAUAAUAAGCACAAUAAUUUAAUGAAAUUAUAAGAAUUAUUAGUAAUACAGUAGGUAUCACGAUUGUAAUGUAAGAUUAUUUUGUAGUUUUUGUUAAUAUUUAUUUUCACCCACAAUUUCAACUUUCUUUAUCACCAAUAAAAUCUUCGGCUGCUAAUUGUCGCAGAAUUGUUCAUUGGAUCAUUGGCCAUCGCACAAAUUUUAAAAGGUGAAAAUAUAUUUUAACGGCCCUUAAUUUAAAGUCGGCGAGUAUUUACAUUCCAUUUUUGUAAUACUUUUCUAAGCUUUUUUAUUUCACAUAUCAUGUAUCACACCUAACCCGAUGACGUUUAUUAGUGUAAAUGAAUUAAAUCGCAUAACUCGCUGAUUGUUUUCCGUAAAUUCCCAAUCCCAUCCCUGCCUUCCCCUUUAUAUCAUCAUACAUAUCUCAUCCUUAAAUUAUACGAAAUUGCUUUUUAUAAUAAAAUUUAGUUUGGUAUAGGAUGAAAUUGUUAGGCAGUAAGUUGAGUAAUAAAUGUUGAUUGUUGACUAAAUUGCGGGCGCCCGCAGUUCUUAACAAGCGAGGAAAUUAAAGUAACCGUUUGUUUCCAAUAUUGCAACCCCUUAUGACAAAAUUAAAACACAAUCUGCUGACUAUGAACGGAAGGGAAUGGGGGUUACUUAAAUUUCUGAAAUUGGUAGAGAAGUAGUUUAAAUAAUAACUAGUUCAUGUUACUUUUACAACCGUUUUAUUUUAAUGUCAUGCUGUUGUAAAAAAUACUGUUAUGAACGAUGUAAGAGAGUGUGGAAAGAAAGUGAUACAAAAACAGUAA